This is a messenger RNA of Coregonus sp. 'balchen', 12443 nucleotides long. The record is from the annotation of a GenBank genome assembly. Lineage: Eukaryota; Metazoa; Chordata; Actinopteri; Salmoniformes; Salmonidae.
AUGAUGCAGAUGCCCAAAGGCGUUUCUCCUGCGUCUGGUCGAGGUGCUGUAGGGGGAUUGUCGUGUUCGCAGAAGAAAGUUUUGUCCGGAGUGAAGACCGAGUUCUUCAGCACCGGGUUAUCCAGUCCACCGAUGAACUCGGUACCGGCUGGAUACUUUACCCAAAUAUGCAACACGACAGCAGUGGAACAAAGGGCGAACUGCCUGUAUGCAACCCCCCAUGGACCCGAAGCUAAACCAAUCAGAUCAUCCUCCGGUCGUCUCCCGGUAAGACUUCGUAAACAAAGGAUGAUGCAACUACCACCAAUCGAUAUAACAGUUAGCUAUCCACUUGAUAAUUUACGUUACUAACUAUGCAAUGUGUCAUAUUAUAUGGGCAAAAUAUUCCAGUUCCAAUGGCAUGCAUAUAUUUAUCGGAGUUGUGCAGUGCUUGACAUUUAAAAAGUGUUGGACAUGAUCAGGCAACGUCAUGGAAUCAGUGUGCACUUUGUGUCCAAUGAACGGGUUGUCAUCUUUUCGCCCAGCUUGAGAAACGAUUUUGAGUCCGUGACAUUUCUCCCGCAGCACAGCUGUAUUAGACACAGAUGGUUAGGGGAGUUGAGUGUUUGGGGGGGGCCCUCAGUGGGGGGUUAGCCAGGACUGGGGGUAUCACUGAAUUCAACAAUGCCUGGCUCUAAUUUCACCCCUAUUUGGAGAGGGAGAUUUCUCUUUCUAAAUGUCCAUUUAUAGUUAAAUGAAUGAGAAAAUGCUCCAUCUGGACAGGGAACUUAUUUCCUAAUGUCCAUCCAGGCAAUACCAGUAAUCUGCACAAAAUGCUAUUUAGCUUAACACAUUGUUUAGCCAUAGCCCCCAGCUGUCACUAACCAAGCCAUACCUCACCUUGACUAACCAAGCAAUAAUGUCACCUUGUCUGAAUUGUUCCUGCCUGCUCACCUCAUACAACCCGUUUGUGUCCAUUCACAAAGGUCACAGGUCACAGCUGGACAACCACUUACUUUUCUUGUGAGUUUACAUAAUUGUUAUGUUCAUGUGAGGAAGCUCUGAAGCCACACACACAAGUAGUGGUAGCAGUGGUAGUAGUAGUAGAGGUAGUAGUAGUAGUAGUAGUAGUCGUAGCAGUAGUAGUAUUCGUAGUAGUAGUAGUAGUCUUGGGAGAUAGGGAGAUAAUGAUAUGUUGCUGAUUAACACACACACAGCAUUCAGUGUGUCUGUGUGUUCAGGCUAAAUAUUGACUAGAGUGGGGACUACUCCAAUGCUUUAAUAAAAUGAAAUGACAUUAACUAGGCUAGUCACGUGACUGGGCUAAUGCAAUUCCCAUUGUGUACUACUCUCCAUUGUCCUAAUGUCAGCUUCCUAUUCAUUGCCCCUCUCUAUCCUACUGUUAGGAUUAGGGCCAUGAGUUUUUUCUGACCAGAAAAAAAAAAGUUUUUAUAAAACUAUUUACUACUAGGUUACAACUAGUGAUCAAAUACAAUUUUUAAUUAAAAAAAACAAAUUAUUCAUCACAUUCUUCGUAAACAACAGUGAUCGCAUAUAACUAGGGCCCAGAGUUUUUCCUUGUCGGGUCAAGUUGUCACUCCUGGCCCUAGUUAUGAUAAACAACAAAAUAUCAGCCUUUGCAGGCAAUAAAGCACAGUGGGAAGAGAGGCUGUAUUUGCCCUGGAAACUGCAGAGUGAUAGGCUUAUGAGCAAAAACUGUUGAAAAUAUUGUUGGGGGUUGAAAAUACGUAUUUUCAAUGUCUGGUGCUCACUGAUCAUCAGAAGAAGCAUUGGAGCAGAACAUCCUCCUGCCCUGCUACUUGUAAACACUGCUGUGAAGGAUCCAUUUUCUUCUCCCUGUACAGUCAACAACAUGCCAAAGUUAUUCUCCUUGCGUGGGAGUAGAAUUAACCUGAAAUAUGGGUCACUCACAGACACUUCACAGAUAGUCAUGGAUACUUCAAACUUGGCCGAGGCAAAAGCAAAUGGGGUGUGUCCCAAACGGCGCCCCAUUCCCUACAUACUUUUUUUAUUUAUUUUUUAUUUCACCUUUAUUUAACCAGGUAAGCCAGUUGAGAACAGGUUCUCAUUUACAACUGCGACCUGGCCAAGAUAAAGCAAAGCAGUGCAAUAAAAACAACACAGAGUUACAUAUGGGGUAAAAAACAUAAAGUCAAAAAUACAACAGAAAAUAUAUUUACAGUGUGUGCAAAUGUAGCAAGUUAUGGAGGUAAGGCAAUAAAUAGGCUAUAGUGCAAAAUAAUUACAAUAGUAUUAACACUGGAAUGCUAGAUGUGCAAGAGAUUAUGUGCAAAUAGAGAUACUGGGGUACAAAUGAGCAAAAUAAAUAACAAUAUAGGGAUGAGGUAGUUGGGUGGGCUAAUUUCAGAUGGGCUGUGUACAGGUGCAGUGAUCGGUAAGGUGCUCUGACAACUGAUGCUUAAAUAAAUAAACUUCACUGCUUUUGACCAGAGACCUAUGAGUUAGUAGUACACUAUAUAGGGAAUAGGGUGCCAUUUGGGACGUGGUCACGUGCCGUACUACUAUAGAUAACUUGAGAGGAUAUAUCCCCACUGUGUAAUAUUUAUAGUGGUUGCUGUGAUGUUUGAGUGAUUUGCGAGGCCACAAGCUGUAACAUUGUCACUGCGUUUCCUGUGAGGGUGAUACUACUACUAACUCGUAAAUGUUUGAUAGAACUUUGCUCCCCAGUUGAAAAACAGGACAGAAGGUCAAGGAUUUCAGUUUGACACAUAUACAGGAGGUUAAAGUUCACAAUAGGUGGGGAUAUAACACAUCAUGAGGGAAGUUUUGAGUAGACAAUUGCGUUUAUACAUGCACAUUGAGUGACCCUGUGAGAUGGAUUGAGGCUUAGGCUAGAACCUUUAACCUUAACCUUUAACCCCUUUACGGUUCUAGAAGAGAAUAUUAUCUCAAAUGUGUUAUUAUGAUAAUUACAUUUACAUUUUUAGCAGACGCUCUUAUCCAGAGCGACUUACAGUUUAGUGAGUGCAUACAUUUUUCAUAUUGGGAAUCGAACCCACAACCCUGGCGUCGCAAGUGCCAUGCUCUACCAACUGGGCUACAGGAGGCCAUAAUUAAUAAAACUGUGUGUUAUGUAAAAUGUGUAAUGGAGUUCUCCACGAUGCAGGCCUAGUUACAUAGGUUUCCGAGACAUGCUAGCUACCCCCUGAUCCCCCUCACAUGUCACUUCCUCAUGUCGUCAUUGCCUACGCCCUCACCAUCUCUGGGACCCCCAUGGUGAGCCCCUAUUCCGACUAGGGCUCAGGGUGCCGGGGUGUGAGAUUGCCCACUUUGUGCCUUGUUUACACUCCAGCCAAAGGCUCUCUUCCCCCCUUCUCUUUUUGGCCUGCCCUAGGCCCCACUCCGACCCACAAGCUAUCAUGCUCCCCUCAAUGGGGUUUGUUUAGCAUUUCAAAGUCCACACCAAAUGGACCUUCUCUCCCUUCGGCACCUUGACAAUGUCAUCAGCAAUGCAGCUCAACCUUUUCAUUGUUGUACCUCUGACUCCCAGUCCCAUGGUUGUAGGUAGGAAUAUGCUAGGUUUUGAAUGGAUCUUUUUGUCUUUUUUUUGUCAGACAUAUUGAAACUUGUCCCUACCUGGGAAGACUGGUUCUACAUAAUUGAACUGGGUCAUAUUCAUUAGGGCAAAGCGUAGCAAAAGUUUUACAAUGGAAACCAAAAACUAGCCUUUUGUUUUGCAUAAGUUUGGGUAGUCCCUCCCGGUUUCCUUCUGUUUGUUGACUAAUGAAUACAACCCUGGUGUUUGAAGAGAGAGACGGUAACUAGGCUAGCUAACAAGACCGGGGCGGCAGGUAGCUUAGUGGUUAAGAGCGUUGUGCCAGUAACCGAAAGGUCUCUGGUUCUAAUCCCCGAGCUGACUAGGUGAAAAAUCUGUCGAUGUGCCCUUGAGCAAGGCACUUAACCCUAAUUGCUCCUGUAAGUCGCUCUGGAUAAGAGCGUCUGCUAAAUGACUAAAAUGUAAAAAUGUAAAAUGUUGAAAGCCUUUGCUUCAUGUGACCCAUAUUUGUGAAAUGCCUCUGAAAAAUUUCCAGUCAUAUCUGGUGAAAUGGUGGGAGUUGAAUGGGAGGGUUGGGUCAUGGGUGGGUGGGUGGAAGGAGAGCUGAACUCGUGCAUAUUUAGGGUGUAGCCAAGUCGCUGUGGGGCAAUAAUGGCUGUAGGUUGAAACACUAUAAUUUACUGUGUCAUGUAGAUAAAGAAGGUAUUGUGAAGGAGGGACUCAGUGUAUUUAAAUGCCUGGCAAUGGCCUACUAAUAAUGUGUUGACAAUUGCUGUAGUGAGCUGUUAACUCACUAUGUUUGAGCUCAACAUUCUUUUAGCUACUGUUAGUGUCUGUGUCUCUCGUUCUGUUCUGUAGCUCUUUGUACAUUACUUAGUGUUGUUAGCAUUUGUUGGUUGAGUAUUUUUUUUGACCCCCGCGGUAUGUUAGCUGACAAAUAGGAUUUGUUUUUUCACUCAUCAAACUGUUUGCAAAGCGCUGGUCCUCUGUAGCUCAAUUGGUAGAGCAUGGCGCUUGUAAUGCCAGGGUAGUGGGUUUGAUCCCAGGGACCACCCAUACGUAAAAAUGUAUGCACACAUGACUGUAAGUCGCUUUGGAUAAAAGCGUCUGCUAAAUGGCAUAUUAUUAUUAUUACAAAACCUCACUACAAACUCACAGAAAUUGGCCCAGCGUCGUCCGGGUUUGGCCGGUGUAGGCCGUCAUUGUAAAUAAGAAUUUGUUCUUAACUGACUUGCCUAGUUAAAUAAAGGUAAAAUAAAAUAAAAUAAAACAGGACUCAGCUGAGUCUCUGCAAAGCUGCUGGGCAAAACAGGUUAAAUGUUAAAGGAGGAGGUCCACAGUGCUGUCAACAACACACGGUUGCCAUUUUAACCACCACAUGUCAUGUGAUCCGAUCUAUAUAUGACAGUUACAUGUCAAAGUGUCACAUUUUAAUCCGUGAGGUGGUCUGAAAAGGUCUUAAAAAGGUCCAAUGCAGACAUUUUUAUCUCAAUAUCAAAUUAUUUCUGUGUAACAAUUAAGUACCUUACUGUGAUUGUUUUAAAUUAAAAUGGUCAAAAAUGAACAAAAAUAGUUUCUUAGCAAAGAGAACAUUUCUCAAGCAAGAAUUUUGCUAGAACUGUCUGGGAGUGGUCUGAGUGGGGAGGGGAAAACUGAAAACUAGCUGUUAUUGGCAGAGAGGUUUGGAACUCUCUUUCUAAUUGGUCUAUUAACUAAGUUACCGCCUGGUGAUUCCAAAACUCCAUCCCACCAAAACAGGCUGUUAUUUCAGGCAGUCUUUUCUAACAGCUCUUACACUAAAAGUGCAUUAUCAUCAUUUCCACUAUUUCACAGUAUUAUUCCAACAUCAUAGUGUGGAAAUAUAUAUAAAACAUAAGAAAAUCACAUUUUUGACUGCACUGGGCCUUUAACCGUGUGUCUCCUCAAUCCUCCCUCUAGGCGGUGUCUCUUUAUCCAUUUCCUUCCUCUUGAUUGGUCAAAAGGAGAAGUCAUAUCUUAAUGCAGGUUGAACAAUUUGGAGGGGAACAAACCAGUCCACUACUAGUCAAUAAAACAAACAUUAGCCUAUAUAAUUACAAAUGUAUUGUUACCAUAAGUAGCACUGGUAGACUACAAAUGUUUGCUUCACUACCAAAUUGCUGUAACUAAAAUCGAAACACGUGAUUGGUUGUGAUGGUGACGGUGAUACAGUACAGUAAAUAGACUAUGUAGUAGGCGAAGUUAGUGUGGUGCCCCUAAAGUGAACCUGUGUGUGUUUUUCUAUGUUUCCUAUAAGGAUCAGGCAGGUUCUCUUGUGGUCUCCCUGCCACCUGCUGUGUGUGGCUGUCCCAGAUGUCACUGACAGACGGUUGGACAUGUGUUGGAGGACAGAGCGACAAUGACACCCUUCUUCACCCACGCCAUGGUUCAGUCCAAAUCCACAAGCUGCUCACAUUCUCUAGCCUCCUCUCAGGGCCUAUAUUCAUAAAUAAUAAUAUAAUAAUAUGCCAUUUAGCAGACGCUUUUAUCCAAAGCGACUUACAGUCAUGUGUGCAUACAUUUUUACGUAUGGGUGGUCCCGGGGAUCGAACCCACUACCCUGGCGUUACAAGCGCCAUGCUCUACCAAUUGAGCUACAGGGGAGGAGUGUUGGUUUAGGAUCAGUUUAUCCUCUUAAUAAGUAACCUUACAUGGACAGAGGGGACUUGAUCCUAGAUCCGCACUCCUACUCUGAGACACAUUAUGAAUACAGACCCAGAUCUACUGAAGUACGGUAUGGUUUACAUAGGACCAGGAGUUUUUCCUGACCCUGUGUAAUAACAGGAAACCUCUGGACCUAUAGCCUCCUAUGUAUGGUCUGCAGUAUGGGAAGACCUUAGCUGCUUUUCCAGAAUCUCCCAUGUCAGUUUAUAGCCUCUCCAUGGUUACAACAUGGUGAGAAAAGAGAACCAGUGCAGUUAAGACCAUAGUUGAAAGUUAAAACAACAGUAGUUAAAACUACGAAUGAGUACUUAUGAAAACUACGAAUGAGUACCUAUACCUCUGUGUAUCUAGUUGUACUGUAAUGACCUCACUUGGUAGUCGUACACAGGGUUUAUUGCAGCGCCAGGUCAUGACACGCGUCACAUAGCCUAGUUUUAUCACACAGAGUGAUUUAUACCCCAUGCUGCAGUAUGGGGGUGUUCUGUAGUCAUUAACAGCAUCACUGGCCCCCUAACAUAGUAGGGUCGUAUCUGUGAGAGGGGUAAGAGACGAAGGGGGGAGAGAUUGAGAAAAUGGGAAAGGGAGAAAGAGGGGGAGAGAGGGAAGGAGGGAGGGAUAAAGAGAGAGAAAGAGGGAGGGAGGGAUAAAGAGGGAGAGAGAAAGAGAGAAGGAGGGAGGUGUGCCUCCAAGCAGCAGGUACUAAUUACAUAGUGCAUGACCAUCUGGAUGGAAUCCUAUGCCUCGUUAGGUACUUCAGUCAGGAGUGUGUGUGUAGAGUUUUUUUUUUUAGAGGUGGUGUGUGUUGGGGAUGGGGGUCUUGCAGUUUGGGGACAACGGUGCACUGUACAGGUCUGGUAGUGGUGAAUAAAUGUGUUGUACAGGUCUGGUAGUGGUGAGUAAGACUACAGGUCUGGUAGUGGUGAGUAAGACUACAGGUCUGGUAUUGGUGAGUAAGACUACAGGUCUGGUAGUGGUGAGUAAGACUACAGGUCUGGUAGUGGUGAGUAAGACUACAGGUCUGGUAGUGGUGAGUAAGACUACAGGUCUGGUAGUGGUGAGUAAAGACUACAGGUCUGGUAGUGGUGGAGUAAGACUACAGGUCUGGUAGUGGUGAGUAAGACUACAGGUCUGGUAGUGGUGAGUAAGACUACAGGUCUGGUAGUGGUGAGUAAGACUGCAGGUCUGGUAGUGGUGAGUAAGACUACAGGUCUGGUAGUGGUGAGUAAGACUACAGGUCUGGUAGUGGUGAGUAAGACUACAGGUCUGGUAGUGGUGAGUAAGACUACAGGUCUGGUAGUGGUGAGUAAUACUGCAGGUCUGGUAGUGGUGGUAAGACUACAGGUCUGGUAGUGGUGAGUAAGACUACAGGUCUGGUAGUGGUGAGUAAGACUACAGGUCUGGUAGUGGUGAGUAAGACUACAGGUCUGGUAGUGGUGAGUAAGACUACAGGUCUGGUAGUGGUGAGUAAGACUGCAGGUCUGGUAGUGGUGAGUAAGACUACAGGUCUGGUAGUGGUGAGUAAGACUACAGGUCUGGUAGUGGUGAGUAAGACUACAGGUCUGGUAGUGGUGAAUACAUGUGUUGGACGUGUGUGUAUAGGUGGUCUUGUUCAUUUGUGUGUGUGUGUGUGUGUGUGUGUGUGUCCAUAACAGAGUGUGUGUCCAUAACAGAGUGUGUGUCCAUAACAGAGUGUGUGUCCAUAACAGAGUGUGUGUCCAUAACAGAGUGUGUGUCCAUAACAGAGUGUGUGUCCAUAACAGAGUGUGUGUCCAUAACAGAGUGUCCAUAACAGAGUGUGUGUCCAUAACAGAGUGUCCAUAACAGAGUGUGUGUCCAUAACAGAGUGUGUGUCCAUAACAGAGUGUCCAUAACAGAGUGUGUGUCCAUAACAGAGUGUGUGUCCAUAACAGAGUGUGUGUCCAUAACAGAGUGUGUGUCCAUAACAGAGUGUGUGUCCAUAACAGAGUGUGUGUCCAUAACAGAGUGUGUGUCCAUAACAGAGUGUGUGUGGUAGCAGUGGACCUCCUAGUAGGUGUGUGUGUGUAUUGGUCUUGGUCAGGUGACCUACUGAUUGAGAAGGCCUCGUGCAAAGAGUGUGAUCUGUGAUGGUUGGGAUUGGACAGGCUGCCUGUGUGUUCACUGGAGAAAGGAAUGGGCUAAAGAAGGAGUGAGGGGUAAUGGGUGAGAGGAGGAGGGGGGAUGGGGGUGGUGAGACCCCACACACACACACACUCUCCCCCUUUAAGGCGUCAACAUGCUUCAGUUGGACUGGUACCUAGCCUAGGAGAACCGAGCAAGUGUUCACUCACACUCCCAUGAAAAACAAGAAAAUUGCAGCAAUAGUACUGUUUGUCCAUUUUGAGACGCCGUAGCCGGUAUAAACUUCCUCAAAAUAGUCAGAAUGUAUUUAAGAUAACUCAAGUGUGUUUGCGGAGGAGAUCUUAGUCAAGCAAUUUUGCAUCUGACUAGGAUGUUUGGUGCGGUAUUUCUCAAAUGAAAAAAUGUGCUUAAGGAAGAGUCGUCUCUCGUUGAAUUACAACAGGCACUUACUUCAUUGAAGAAUCCUUACUUUUGACCAAUCUCCGACAAGGGGGCGUAGACUUCAGCUACCGACUUUGGCUUGCCCAAACAGCCCAAAAGAAAGUCAAAAACGAACAAAAACGUCACAAAAUAUCGUCAUAAUAUAAUAUGCAGGAACUGUUCCGAACUGUUUCUGCUGGGAAGCAUGUGGACGCCUUUAGAAGUCUUUGACAAUGUGAGGGCCGUUAGAAGUAUUUGACAAUGUGAGGGCUUGUGAGGGCCGUUAGAAGUCUUUGACAAUGUGAGGGCAUGUGAGGGCCUUUAGAAGUCUUUGACAAUGUGAGGGCCGUUAGAAGUCUUUGACAAUGUGAGGGCCGUUAGAAGUCUUUGACAAUUUGGGACACAUACCCAGUCUCAAGCUGUCUUUAACCCCUUUGUCCCCCCUCAUAGGCCAAGAGGAAGCUGGACUUGGAGGACCCUCUCUACCUCCCUGACUUCAGGACCCUUAAAGGAAAGGGGAGUGUGGCUGCAGCCAGUCUCCCAAGUCCCAAAAGUGAGUGUCUGCAUCAAUGAGAAAAAGCACUGCCCCCUACUUUAACGUUUGAUCAUAAGCACUGCCCCAUACCUUAACGUUUGAUCAUAAGCACUGCCCCAUACCUUAACCUUCUUCAUAAGCACUGCCCCAUACCUUAACCUUCUUCAUAAGCACUGCCCCCUACCUUAACCUUAUUCAUAAGCACUGCCCCAUACCUUAACUUUCUUCAUAAGCACUGCCCCAUACCUUAACCUUCUUCAUAAGCACUGCCCCAUACCUUAACCUUCUUCAUAAGCACUGCCCCAUACCUUAACCUUCUUCAUAAGCACUGCCCCCUACCUUAACCUUCUUCAUAAGCACUGCCCCAUAUCUUAACCUUCUUCAUAAGCACUGACCCAUACCUUAACCUUCUUCAUAAGCACUGCCCCAUACCUUAACCUUCUUCAUAAGCACUGCCCCAUACCUUAACCUUCUUCAUAAGCACUGCCCCAUACCUUAACCUUCUUCAUAAGCACUGCCCCAUACCUUAACUUUCUUCAUAAGCACUGCCCCCUACCUUAACCUUAUUCAUAAGCACUGCCCCAUACCUUAACAUUUGAUCAUAAGCACUGCCCCCUACCUUAACCUUAUUCAUAAGCACUGCCCCCUACCUUAACGUUUCUUCAUUCUCAAAUAAGGGAGAGGUUGCAUAAAGCGACACAACAUGAUCAUCCAUCCUUCCAUCCACCCAUCCAUCCAUCAUCCGUCCAUCCAAAUGUACACCUCAAUACACAAGCUAAAUGCAGAUCUUACCCAGUCUAUAUCCCUAUAUACAGAUAUGAUCCUACAUGUAUUACCUAGAUUAAAAACAGGCGUAUCAUAAUUCCCCUGCUGCUGCAUUCGCCAACCACGUCUCUCUUGUAUGACCUAUGACCCUCAGCGCCCAAGUCUCCCGGUGAGCGGACGCGCUACGACACAUCCCUGGGUCUGCUGACCAAGAAGUUUGUUGGCCUGCUGAGCGAGUCACCUGACGGCGUGCUGGACCUCAACUGGGCCACCGAGGUCCUUGAGGUGCAGAAGAGACGCAUCUAUGACAUCACCAAUGUGCUGGAGGGCGUGCAGCUCAUCCGCAAGAAGUCCAAGAACAACAUCCAGUGGUUGUGAGUAGCACACUAAGGAGAAGUGGACAAGUACACUUGGGAGACGUACACUCAGGAUGAGUCGCAUUAGGACAAGUACACUUAGGAAAGUAUCCCUAGAACAAGUACCUACUCAUCGCUGGGUCUAAUUCCAAAUCACGCCCCUAGCCCCUAAUCCUGGGUGUUUUUGGGUUAACAAUAUGGUAAUAGGAUCAAACCUUACCUGACCAUAACCUGUACCGUGACAUACAGAUCCUAUUCAGCGUGUUUGAGGCAAUCAGUAGUUUGAGCAAAGCAUGGCACAGAAACAAUAAUAUACCUGACUGCAAUGUAGGCCAUCUCAAACACGUACAUUGUCUAGCAGCUCCUGGUGGCUCAUAAUGUAAAAUAUGUGUCCGUUGCCUCCCAGGGUGGGUGGCGUGUUCGAGGGCUCGGCCAGCAGCGGGGAGAAGUCACGCGCUCUGCGGCGGGAGCUGGGUGAGCUGGAGAGGGCUGAGAAGGCCCUGGAUGACCUGAUCACGUCCAGCAGUGCCCAAAUCAAGGAGCUGACCGAACACAGAGACAACCAGCGGCUAGGCUACGUUACCUACCAGGACAUCAGAUCUAUAGCCCGUCUGCAGGACCAGACGGUCAUCGCUGUCAAGGCCCCGUCAGAAACCAAGCUGGAGGUCCCAGAGUCCUCAGAGGUGAGUGGUCAACGGUCAUAGAUAUACGGAGCUGGCCGUUAGCGUUUCGUUAACACUGGAGCUGAUCGGCUAGCCUAUUUCUGCUUUCGUUUAAGAAAUGAAAAAAGACAAGGAGUAAAGUAUUACAAAUCAGACUGAUGUAGUUCCUGAUAUAUGAUAUACUGUAUUAUACUGUUUUACAUUGAUAUAUAGUUCCAGGUCCAUAUAAAUAAAGGCGUAGAUCAGCGUUUCCCAAACUUGGUCCUCGGAACCCCAAGGGGUACACGUUUUGUUUUUUGCCCUAACACUACACAACUAAUUCAAAUGAUCAAAGCUUGAUGAUGAGUUGGAUAUUUGAAUCAGCUGUGUAGUCCUAGGGCAAAAAUUAAAAUGUGCACCCAGGGGGGGCCCCAGGACUGAGUUUGGGAACCCCUGGUGUAGGAGGAUGUACCGAACAUUCUCACCAAACCAUUUAAUGUGGUGUCCUCCAUUACAACUACUUCUAUUACAGCCCAUGUCUUAUCUUGAGGAAGGACCCGUUUUGCAAUUACUGCAUUACUAAACUACUUAUUGGACAACUACAGCUGUAUUUGUGAAUUCAUUCUGUGAAUGUACUAGGCUUUGUAUAAUGAUGUUUUUUAUAAUGACCUUAACUAAAUGUAUUUCCACACAGGUUGUAUUGGCCUCACUGUAUAUAAUACAGUUACAGGCAACACUUUACAUUACGUUGCUUUUAUACCGUGAUUAAAUGAGUAACAACAUUGUAUUAACAUGACCUUCCCGUUGUCCCGUACCCUCAGGGCUCCCAACAGAUCUACCUGAAGAGUAAGAACGGCCCCAUCGAGGUGUACCUCUGUCCCGAGGAGGGCCUGGAGGAUGCCAGCCCCGUCAAGAGCACCACCACCCCCAGGAAAGACUACCCUCAUCACCCUCUGGGUCACACUGCCACCACCUCCCCGGCCAUGGCGCCAACACAGUGCACCACCAUCAAACAGGAGGUCAAGCAGGAGCCCAUAGAGGGUAAGCUGAACUGGGGGGCUUGUGUUUGAUACAGCCGGGGUCCACAUGAUGUGCUUUACUGACCUAAUAUAUCUCUCUCUCUCUCUCUCUCUCUCUCUCUCUCUCUCUCUCUCUCUCUCUCUCUCUCAGCUGAACUCUCCAGACCAACACCAGUGAGCAGUAGCACUACCCUCCUGGACGUAGAAGGUCUCCUGGGCCUGCCACCCAGCAUGCUCCAAAUGACAGAAGACCAGCUCGCGGGACCCGUGUUCACCCCAGACCCCAAUGCCCCCUUCGUCAGCUUCUCGCCGGCCCUCGACAACGACUACCUAUGGGGGCUGGAGGACAGCGAGGGUGUGUCCGACUUCUUCGACACCUACGACCUGGGAGACCUGCUCCGAAGCUGA